AUGACAAAAUAUCACCUCGGCGAAUCCUUCAAGAAGGAAGCGGCGCCCGAAGCCGUCGCCAUCGCCGGCCUCGGCCAGCUGCAGGCCGGCCAGCCACCGAGGACAAGACCACCUCCCUUUCCUCAACCACCAUCACCACCACGGUCGCCACACCCGCCCCAGCCCUGGACUGCACCGCCGGCCGACCUCCGGGCGCCGGCAGAAGACCACCACCACGAGCUCCUCCGCGCCACUCCAACACGCCCCUGGGAGGGCCGCCACUGGCCAGGGCCACCGCCCUGGCCCACGAACGUCGGCGAGCUCCAGCCGCUGCAGGUCUUGGCGGAAAACGCCCAGCACAGAACUCCCCGCAGCCCCGCCCAGAGCUCGACCUUCGUCCGCGCCACCACGCCGAAGAAGCCGGCGAGCAGCCGCCGCCACCACCUUGACCCGCCGCGCGGCCCCUCGCGGCCCGGAUCGGGCCCGGAUGGCCCGCUCCGCCCGCCGGCACCUGCGCCGGACGACCGUGCCGCUGCAGCCCGCCGCGCCCAGCCGCCGAGGCCGCCACCGCGCCGCGCAGUGCCGCUCCAAACGGCCGCCGCGACGAACGCCCCGCCACCAUCUGCCCGGGGCCGCCGCCCCGACGUCCGAGCUCCGCCGCACGCUGCGACCGGAGGACCCCCGCCGCCCUUUGGGAACGGGGCCCGCCGCCACCGCGGCAAUGGCCGGCGGCAGCGGCGGCAGGGAGGAGGGGCAGAGAGGCCGGCGGCGGGGGGUGCUAGGGUUUCCCCCGAGCCGCCAGAGGAGGGCGACGCGGGGGGUUGCUCCUACUGA
Molecule: messenger RNA, 813 nt
Organism: Lolium perenne
Lineage: Eukaryota; Viridiplantae; Streptophyta; Magnoliopsida; Poales; Poaceae
Source: RefSeq, a predicted model, not a curated record